UAUAUAAAAGUUAAUCGUUAAUGAAACAUAAAAUAAAAUAAAAAAAUAAAAAUAAACGAAAAACUAAAAAAAAAUACAGAAAUGGCUACGAAUGCUGCGAAUUUCGUUCCUGCAGCGGGUAUUCAAGAAGCUAUUCCAAUAUGGAAAAAAAUCGAUUGGAGCGAAGAGGUCGAGCAGGGGAUCUAUAAGGACUGGGGUGCAUAUUACUCACGCAGAGAUAGGGAAGACAAAGCAAUGUAUUAUUAUGAUAAAGCACUUGAACUCGCUCCUGAGGACUUUGUGACUUUAAGCAAACGAAGUAUGAGCAAGCGAAAGACAGCGAAAGUUGAGAGUGCUUUAAGUGACAGUAGAGCAGCUAAAGAUAUGUCGAAGAAUAUGAAUAAGGAGAGUGCAUUUAUCAAUCUCGAAGUAUGCGAGGGGAUCUACCAGCAUAAUGAAUUAGAAAAUGCAAAGGCAGCAUUACACGAGAAUACUCAAAUAUUUAAGGGAAAUAAAAUUCAAGCUUUCGUAGAACGAUUGAUUGUGGUAGAUGAGAAUUUAAAAGACACUUGCGGCGAUGGCCUAAGUCCAUUUUUCUUGGAAAAUGAAAAACACAUAUAUGAGAUCAAGAAAAUUUUAGACGAAAAAAUGAUGGUUGACAAUCGACCGUUGUGGAAAAUCUUAAAAGAACAGGGAAAAUGUGAUGUGCUCAGCAUUCCCGAUAUCGAGGAAGAAAUAUUGUCACCGCUUGAAAUAGCAAGACGUAAAAGAGCUUUUGAAAUAUUCAAUCAAAUUUAUAUAGACAAAUCAUGGAUAGAUGUCUUGUUUUUGAAAAGCUUGAAAAGUAACAAAAAUUUGUUAAUGGAUGAAUUCAAAGAAUCAAAGGACAUUUUGACCAAACUAACAACAUCAGAGUAUGAAAUUGUUAUGAAAUUCCUUAAAAUGAAUCAUGUUCGCUGUCCGUUGUACGCUAAUCGAUACCAACAAUAUCCAAAUAAGGAAGCACUUAAAAAAUUCCAAGAGGCCUAUCUUUAUCGUGUGCAGUACCAAACUCGUCGAACUAUGUUGGCAGCCCUAAGAACUAUUAGGAUUCUUCGAGCCAAAAGUGAUGUAAAUAGACUCUUAAAUGUAGUCGAGAGUGUUAUGGGAGAUUAUGUGGUUGUGAAAACGCAUCGUGUGAUGCCUUGGAAAUUUGAAUUUAUUGCAGAGGUUUAUAAUACUGUCGCGCUAACACUUUCAGAGCAGUAUACGGUUCCAAACAACUUCAAGGUAACCAAAGACAAUGCUCUUCUUACAUUGUUGCGUCAUCAAAUGGAUACCGUAAAAGAUUUUCCCAAAUUUAAAUUUGGCGAUCGAUCUACUCAUCAGGAGCCAGACUUGACUGAUCCCAAUAUGUUGAGGUCUAGACGAAUGAUAUCAAGGUUGGAAAUGCGAAUGCGAUUUGCAAAGUAUUCAAUUGAAAAAUGCUAUUUGCUUUAUCAAAUUGCAAAUAUUCAUCUCAAGUCGAAUCGUGGUGAUGAGUGCAGCUUUGCAGCUCACAAGGCAAUUGAAGAGUGUAAUAAGUGUAACAGUCUUCUUUGGAGUUUUCUUAGUCACAUUCUCAUUAUUAGAGCAAAUGCAGCUCUUCACAAAUUUUCGCGUACAAAAGCGUGUUUAAUAUCUGCACUUAGCCUUGCAGAGAAACUUAAUUCUCCACGCUUGUUCUCAUUUAUAGAUACGUGUAUGGCUUGUAAUAAGGCAGAGUAUCAAAACAAGAAAUCAUCUUUCCAAAUCAACGCUAGUCGAAGGGAAAGCAAGCUGUCUACAGUGAGUCUACAAAGAGCAAGCAAAUCUUCAAUGAUAAGUCGCGGCGAGUUAACUCGCCCCCAUAGUCUUUCGUCUCUGGUUAUGGAGUAGCUUAAUUUCAAAAAUUAAAUUAAUAAAUUUUAUGUGAAUGUAGUGAAAAAAUAACUAAACU
This is a messenger RNA of Drosophila busckii, 1936 nucleotides long. RefSeq lists its product as uncharacterized. NCBI's taxonomy places the organism in Eukaryota, Metazoa, Arthropoda, Insecta, Diptera, Drosophilidae. The record is from RefSeq and is a predicted model, not a curated record. Gene Ontology annotation, molecular function: protein binding. The transcript has 9 exons. Bases 82 to 1875 code for a protein of 597 amino acids.